Messenger RNA from Hordeum vulgare subsp. vulgare (domesticated barley), 1333 nucleotides. RefSeq names its product universal stress protein PHOS34-like. The transcript has 5 exons. NCBI's taxonomy places the organism in Eukaryota, Viridiplantae, Streptophyta, Magnoliopsida, Poales, Poaceae. The record is from RefSeq and is a predicted model, not a curated record. The coding region runs from base 556 to 1077 and encodes 173 amino acids.
GGAGGACGGUGGAUUAUGUGGGUCGGUCUAAUUUCGGCCGAAGCCCGUAGAGCGUCUCCUCUCUUCUCCUUGUGCGACGCACAAACGGCCUUCUCUUCACACAGGACGAACAAGAACCCUAAUCCCCAAAUCCUCCACCUCUCUCAAAUCUUGAGACCUGGUCCCUAAAUCGGACCAUCGAUUGACUAUGCGGCAGCUCGUCUUGAGAUCCUGUCGAUCCCGGGUGCGGCGGGGCAGCGACGGCGGUCUGGAAGCUCGCCGCGGCAGGACAGGACAAGCGGGGGUUGAGCAGCAGCGUCUGGCUUACUAGGACGGAAGUUGCAAAGCCGGUGCUGAAACCAACAGCGCGACGAAAACCGGGGCACCCCUGCCGGCGCCGCCGCCGCCGCCAGUAUCCAUCGUCAUCCACCCUUGGCCCGCCGCCUCCACUCCCUCCGGCUUUGGCCGCCGGUCUGCCAUAUAUACGCCCCUCAGAUCUCGCCGCUCAUCACCUCAUACACAGCAAACCUGCCAGCCAAAACCAAGAACGUACAUCCCAGGCCAGUGCCCCUUGCAAUGGCGGAGAGCAAGAUUGCUGCACCUGCCGCGGCGGAGGCGGAGGAUGGCAGUAGGAAGAAGACGGUGGUGCUGGUGGCCGUGGACGACAGCGACCACAGCUACCGCGCGCUGGAGUGGGCCGUGCGGCACGUGGCGACGACCGGCGCGGCUGCCGAGCUCGUCGUCGUCCACGCCAAGCCGCCCGCGUCCUCCGUCGUCAGCUUCGGCAGCCCCGCCGCCGCCGGGGACCUGGUGAGGGUGGUGGACGCGGACCUGCGGAAGCGGGCCGAGGACGUCGUCGACAGGGCGCGCCGCCUCUGCGUCGCCAACUCGGUGCAUGCUCUGAUAGAGGUGAUCGAAGGGGAGCCGAGGCACGUGCUCUGCAGCGCCGUCGACAAGCACCACGCCGACCUGCUCGCCGUCGGCAGCCACGGCUACGGCGCCAUCAAGAGGGCGUUUCUUGGGAGCGUGAGCGACUACUGCGCCCACCACGCGCACUGCUCCGUCAUGAUAGUCAAGCAGCCCAAGUCCAAGAACUGAUCGCCGUUUCCGGUCGCAUCACCAUUGCGUGCCGAGCUUUGCUGUAUCCCUUUGUGAUUUCCUAGAGUUUUGCGCACAUGACUAUGUCUCUGCAUGCACAUGUGUAUGCGUGUAAACAGUGUGGCGAAAUUUGAAGCACCACGUACGAGCUUACAUUUCCAGCAUCGCAAGCGACAAUGUUACUGAUUUUCAAAUGUGUUUCAAGUCGACGAAUACAGAUAAUCCAAGUAAACGCUCGCCAUGACGGAGGCACGUA